Messenger RNA from Linepithema humile (Argentine ant), 1288 nucleotides. Lineage: Eukaryota; Metazoa; Arthropoda; Insecta; Hymenoptera; Formicidae. The record is from RefSeq and is a predicted model, not a curated record.
CUUUUUAAUAUAAAAAAAAUAUAUAAUACAUUGUAGUAUACAGUGUGUAAAAUUUAAAAUUUGCGCGGUGCAUAUACUGACAAUAGAAUAGUAGCGUAUAAUGUGGGAGAUAUGGGUAUAAGAGUCAUGACGUGCCCGUGCAAGUAAAUAAAGCCCGAUUAGAUCGAUAAGUUAUUUCUAUAAUCGAUAUCUGUAUUAAUCUAUUCAUUACUAAUUAGGAAUUAAAAGUAAGAUGUUAGAAAAAUGAUUAUAUAUCACGACUUUUCCCAAUUUUUGAAGACUUUUAUUUUGUACGGACAAUUAGUGGGACCCUUUUGACUUUUGCCAAAACACAUCACUAACAAUGCGUUCGUAAUGCAUGUGCGAGCAGCCAAUCCGCUUAAUACAUUUUUAAUUAUAGCAAGUGACGCAGGGUGGCGCGGCGUGGCGCGAAUUUGCGCAUCCAUUUCAUUGAGUUGGCUUCUUGUCGUAAAGUGCGUAAAGUUCGAAAAAGGAUGCAGGAUCGAGAAUGAUGCGAAAUAAAGUGGAAUUGAACGUGAAAGCGUUCACGAAAUCAUCUUUCAUGCAAUGUCUGACAGAAUUGGUAGCAAGUUCUCUGACUGCACAUGCCAAAGCGAUUGCUAUAAGAAUUCACGUAGAGAAACGUAAUGUACAAGUUAUUGAUAAUGGCGUUGGAAUACCAAAAGAUAUGCUGGAGCACAUGACAGAACUAAACAAUCAAGUGUUGACAAGUAUUCGUUGUCUGUCUGAUAGUUUUACUAUUGCUUCAAGAUAUCAACAUUCGAUGGAAACAUUUAUGAAGGUGUUUAAAGCAGAUUCUGCGUCAAAUUUAACGCAAAUAGAACAGAGACCUUCAUGUGGUACGACUGUAUCUGUUUUUGAUUUCCAUAAAGUACCACAGAAAUGGGACAUAUCUACUAUUUGUUUUUUUAUUGGUGCUAUAGCUGUUGCAAAGUUAGAAGUGUCAUUUUCAAUUAGAGACGAGGAAAGAAGUAAAGUCGUUUUAAGAAUUGCUAAGCCACACAGCUCAACAGCAGUCUUGAAAAUGUUAUUUGGAAAAGAUUUACCUUUGAGUCAUGUAUGGUCUAUACAAUGCAGCUCGGAAUAUAACACAGAUUAUCAUGGUUAUAUAGGGAUAUCUGAAAAAAAUGCAACUCAAUGGAUAUUUCUAAAUCAUAAACCAAUAUAUUGUCCCCUUAUUCUGAAGUUGAUAAAAAUCGCCUUCAAAGAAAGGCUCAAUUUACCUUUUGAUCUAGAAGGAAUACACGAUAAAAAUAUAUUCAUUCUA